Molecule: messenger RNA, 2617 nt
Organism: Labeo rohita (rohu)
Lineage: Eukaryota; Metazoa; Chordata; Actinopteri; Cypriniformes; Cyprinidae
Gene: nudt15
Product: nudix (nucleoside diphosphate linked moiety X)-type motif 15
Exons: 4
Coding region: 145-663 (172 amino acids)
Biological process (GO): dGTP catabolic process
Cellular component (GO): cytosol
Molecular function (GO): 8-oxo-7,8-dihydrodeoxyguanosine triphosphate pyrophosphatase activity
Source: RefSeq, a predicted model, not a curated record
UUCCUUUCCCAUGAGCCAAAGCUGACUAUUCUAAUCACUUCACGUGUUUACUGUACAAAAGAUUUGCUUUCUUUUGGAAAGAUGAUUUAUUAUCAUUUGUAAAUCUCAUAGUGGACAAUUCGAUUAAACCAGAUCGUGAAAGGUAUGCUUUCUGUUAGGAGAUUCAUCUACCAAGUAAGAUUUAGUUUAAAUACAAUGUCUGGGGCCGUUCAAAAUGGACAACCCAUCCUCAAACGUCCUGGAGUGGGACUUGGGAUUCUUGUGACAGACUUCUCCAAUCCAGGAUGUGUCCUGUUAGGAAAAAGAAAAACCAUAGUUGGGAAAGGCACCUACCAAUUACCAGGAGGUCACAUUGAAUUCGGAGAAACUUGGGAGGAAUGCGCCCAGAGAGAGGUGAUGGAAGAAGCUGGCAUCCGACUGAAGAACAUUCGCUUUGCAUCUGUCGUCAACUCCAUCAAGCUGGAGGAAAAUUACCAUUAUGUCACAAUCUUCAUGCAGGGAGAAAUAGACAGGUCUUUCACUGCUGAACCAGUUAAUUUGGAGCCGGAGAAGAAUGAAGGUUGGACAUGGAUGCGGUGGGAAGAUUUCCCCCCUGAAGAGCAGCUAUUCUUGCCAUUAGCCAACCUGAGGCAGCAGGACUUUCAGCCAUUUAAAAAGAGUUAAAAGGAUUUUCUGUAAUUAAGAAAUCAACCUUAUCACUUCCUGACUUGUCCUUAUUCAGGAUCAGGUGAACUGAACUCACCCUAGGUCUUUUCUCACUCAUUUUGUCGAAAGGACACAUGCCCUGACCUUAAGCUGUUAGAUUGACAUUCUGUACUUUCAUAUUGACUGUUAUGUGUAAUUAAUUACUGAAUGUUAUUCCAGCUUCUCAAUAUCCUGUGAUUUUAUUGAACACACAUGUACUAAGUUACACUGCUGCUCAGAAAUGUGGGAUUAGGAAGUUUUUAAUGGUUUUUAAAGUCAUUUCUUAUGCUCAUCAAGGCUGUAUUCAUUUGAUCAAAAAUACAGAAAAAAAUGAAUAUUGUGAAAUAUUAUUACAAUGUAAAACAAUGUUUUUUUUAUAUAUUCAUAUACAUUAAAAUUUUAAUUUAUAUCUGUAAUUAAAGUUGCAUUUUUAGCAUCAUUACUCCAGUCUUCAGUGUCACAUGAUCUUUCAAAAAUCAUUCUAAUAUGCUGAUUUAUUAUCAGUGCUGGAAACAGUUGUGGUUAAUAUAUUUUUUUGGAACCUCCGAUAUUUUUUUCAGGAUUCUUUGAUCAAUAAAAGGUUAAAAAAAACAGCAUUUAUUUAAAAUAGAAAGUUUUUCUAACAAUACACACUAUGGAUCAAAAGUUUGGGGUCAGUAAAUUUUUCUUCUUUUUUUUUUUUUUUUUUGAAAGAAAUUAAUACUGUUAUUCACUGUGUUAAAAUAAUAAAAAGUGAUAGCAUUUACAUUGCUAGAAAAGAUUUAUAUUUUGAAUAAAUGUUGUUCUUUUUAACUUGUUAUUCAUCAAAGAAUCCUGAAAGAAACACAGGUUCCAAAAAAUAUUUGGCAACACAACUGUUUCCAACAUUGAUCAUUCUAAUAAUAAAUCAACAUAUUAGAAUUAUUUCUGAAGGAUUAUGUAACACUUAAAACUGGAGUAACAGCAGUUAAAAAAAUUCUGCUUUGCAUCACAGGAAUAAAUUAUAUUUUAAAGUAUAUUAAAAUAAAACCCAUUAUUUUAUAUUGUAAAAACAUUGUGCAAUAUUACUGUUCUUUCUGUAUUUUUGAUAAAAUAAAUGCAGCCUUGAUGAGCAUAAGACACUUCUUUAAAAAAAACAUUAAAUCCCAAACUUUUGAGCGGUAGUGUAUAUCUAAGGCUAUUAAGAUAUUAGGUCUUAUCAGUCAUGUAUUUAUUUUGGUCUGUAUACAGCAUGUUAUAGGUGAUGUUAGGUUAAAAUAUUUAUAUAACAGUUUACAACAGUCAAAUUUGUUAACACUACUGAAUUAAUUCAGCUUAAUGCUAAUUUCUACAUAUACAUGUUCAUAUUUCAAAUAAUACAUAAAGGUAACCUUAUUAAUAAUAAAUUGAAUCUUAUUGUAAAGUGCUAGCAAUAUUUCAUAAUAACUUCCGCAGACAUAAAUGACUCUAACCGUUCCCAUCAGACAACACCCUUUACCUUUGUAAUACUACUGCAAGGAUUUCGUAACAUAUUAUUUUUCCACAUAAACCUUACGUGCACUCAGAUAAGCAUUACCUGGUAGGUUGGACAGUCUGUAUUUUUUAACCACGCCCCCUUUCCGUGAACUAAUUAUAUUAUAUUAUAUUAUAUAUUAUAUUAUAUUAUAUUAUAUUAUAUUAUAUUGAAAUAUAAGUGUAUUAAAAAAGAAACGAUGGUUUUUGAACGAUGAUGGAAACAGCGCCCCCUUUCUGUCCAUUGAUGAACACACACUCUGAAUCCGAUCGGUUCGAGCUAAAUGCGCCACAGCAAGUUGUGAAGCCGCAGAGUACAGAGAGGUCGUCGGCUUUGUCAAGCUUUCGCUAUAGUUCGGUGAAAAAAAAGGCAUAGACAAACAUGGUGAAACUCGCUUUUAACUCCGCACUCGGACAGAAGGAUUUAAAAAAAGAGGAGAAGGAUGAAGCUUUGAUCCCUCAA